UAAUAGAUGAUAUAGCAAUAGCAACCUCUAGUAAAACUCUUAAUAAAAAUACUAGUAGAACUAGUAAAACAAUCUUAGAAAUUACUAGUAAAAAUAGCAAUAAAACUACUUAUAAAAUUAAUAAUAAAACUACUAGUGAAAUUACUAAUAAAACUGUUAGUGAAACUACUAGUAAAACUAUUAGUUAA
Molecule: messenger RNA, 188 nt
Organism: Scutellospora calospora
Lineage: Eukaryota; Fungi; Glomeromycota; Glomeromycetes; Diversisporales; Gigasporaceae
Source: the annotation of a GenBank genome assembly